Messenger RNA from Necator americanus (New World hookworm), 1893 nucleotides. RefSeq lists its product as uncharacterized. NCBI's taxonomy places the organism in Eukaryota, Metazoa, Nematoda, Chromadorea, Rhabditida, Ancylostomatidae. The record is from RefSeq and is a predicted model, not a curated record. Bases 1 to 1893 code for a protein of 630 amino acids. The transcript has 19 exons.
AUGUCAUUCGGCUUUCUGAUCCUGUCUCUUCUUGUUCUUCAAUCACAAUGUCAUUGUCCACAUUUGAUGGGUAUGAAGAAGACGAAAGCGGAUGGACCAGCACCACCGAGUAUUCUUCCGGAUGAUGAUAAGGGUUGGGAUUUCGACGAACCAUCCGGUGCACCUGGUUCCGUACCACAAGAGUUCUUCAUUCAGACUACGUUCGUACAUCGUAGCGAGAAUAAGCAACAAAAGGAAUUUGCUACGCUAAUCCUUACAAAAUUGGGCGAAUUGAGACAACGACUGAAACAACAGGCCCGGCUGACGAUUGACAAUGAAGUGAUCUCAUGCGUCGAAGACUCGGAGCAUUAUCGCUGUGGCGAAUAUCAACAAGAAGGCAGCUAUCAUUACUUGGUCGUUGAAGAUUCGACAAAAGGAGCAGCAGUAUAUUCGUUGGAACAAAAAUUGAACGAAAAUAAUCCAGGCGCUACGGAAAUGGCAAUUUUAGAUGCUCUAUCUCGGCAUUCACCUCAACCACUGACUAACUAUGCAUCCCCGGAGGGUGAGAAGGAGGUAGGAUUUGUGAGGGAGCUGUCGAUCAAGGAACUCCAGGCGAUCAGUAAGCCACCACCAGUGGAGAUGGAGCUCUACAGUCCUACGGAGCUGGACUUAAUCGAUACGGAUCUGUUGGAGUUCAGGAGUGGGGAAGAGUUGGAUAAAAUCGAGCACAAUCUCGUUUCAUAUACGAGCCAAAGGGAAUUCGACAACGCUGUCAAUGAAAAAAAGGAUCUUUUCGUGUUAUUCUGGAGUCAUGUAUACAGCGUGAGCCUGCACGCUUUCAACCUAUGGGCGAAAACGUCAAAGAAGGCGAAUUUUGGCAAAGACGUCAUCCUCGCUCACGUUGAAUGCCAUAAGUACGCCGAUUUUUGCCAUGGUUUAACUCGCAAGGACUUUCAUACGGUUGUCGCAUAUCGAAAUGGACAAAACAUUGGAUCAACAUACUACCUCAGUGACGAAGAUUUCUACUUGCAGUGGAUGUAUUUAAUGCUCUCUGGACCUCUUAUUGAGCUGCAUAACAAGGAAGAAGUGAAAAACGCCAAGAAAGGUGUGAUGUUUGGCUCCACUCCGCAUCCUGUAACGAUUGGAACAUUCCCGGAUCGUGACUGUACACCGUUUCAACAUUUUUCCAUCGCUGCUGAUCGAUUCCAUGGUCGAUAUUUCAUGGCUGUUCACAUUAAGCCGGGGAGCAUUUCAACCAUAUCCACAUAUCGUCCUUUUGAAAAACAACGACGACGAGAUUACGAGGGGAAAUUCGAUCCGGCUUCACUUAUGGGUUUCGUAUCUACGGCAUCAUUUCCUAGUGUGAUCGACAUCACUAAUGGAUUCACUACAAAUCUUCUUUUCCGACAGCGUCGCAAGAUCGCAAUCCUUGUCGCUUCGUCUUCCUUUAACAACGGUUCAUACACCACCUUAGCAGCAAGAAAAGACGCAAGAAAAUUUGCACUUUUCACAUUCCUUAAUAGAGAUCAACAAGUCGUGGAAGAUGUUGUGAAGAAAUUCCAUCUUCCAGAAGACGAUAAACCUCAAAUAUUGUUACUCGACAAACUAAACGUAUAUAAGUUCCCUCUGGACGAAACCACAUCAUCCGAGACAAUUUGGGAAUGGAUGCAAGCGAAAGAAGACACCCCUACAAGUGAACUUUCCGUUCGAGACCCACACCCUCUACGAUACCUGCAAAAAGCUCGGAUAGAUUCGGUGUUUGGUGCGCAGAAUACGUUAAUAUUAGCUGAUGACACAUUGUUCCAAGAUAUAACUACCCACGCCAAUAUGCCAGACAUGCCAAUCAGUGGAAGCACCAGCGGUUGUCCGUUCAUGUCCGGAGCAGCAGGCGGAGCGCUACAUGAGGAGCUGUAA